CCCUUCCGAUUCCAUCAUCAACCAAACCGCCCAUUUCUUCCACCAGCAACCAGAGUCCCCACCGAUCCGACCGACAAUGUCGCUGAUCCGCCGCAGCAACGUGUUCGACCCCUUCUCCCUCGAUCUCUUCGACCCCUUUGACGGCUUCCCCUUCGGCUCCGGUAGCAGCAGCGGCGGCAGCCUCGUCCCGCGCACCUCCUCUGACACGGCGGCCUUCGCUGGUGCGCGCAUCGACUGGAAGGAGACCCCCGAGGCACACGUGUUCAAGGCGGAUGUGCCGGGGCUGAAGAAGGAGGAGGUCAAGGUGGAAGUGGAGGACGGCAACGUUUUGCAGAUCAGCGGCGAGAGGAACAAGGAGCAGGAAGAGAAGACGGACACCUGGCACCGGGUGGAGCGCAGCAGCGGCAAGUUCCUCCGCAGGUUCAGGCUGCCGGAGAACGCCAAGACGGAGCAGGUGAAGGCGUCCAUGGAGAACGGCGUGCUCACCGUCACCGUGCCCAAGGAGGAGGCCAAGAAGCCCGAGGUCAAGUCCAUUCAGAUCUCCGGUUAA
Messenger RNA from Lolium rigidum, 550 nucleotides. RefSeq names its product 17.9 kDa class I heat shock protein-like. The coding region runs from base 77 to 550 and encodes 157 amino acids. The record is from RefSeq and is a predicted model, not a curated record. Lineage: Eukaryota; Viridiplantae; Streptophyta; Magnoliopsida; Poales; Poaceae. Gene Ontology annotation, biological process: response to heat; protein folding; response to salt stress. The transcript has a single exon.